Linnemannia hyalina is the source of this 570-nucleotide messenger RNA. The record is from the annotation of a GenBank genome assembly. Lineage: Eukaryota; Fungi; Mortierellomycota; Mortierellomycetes; Mortierellales; Mortierellaceae.
AUGGCUCCAGUUGACCGCGAUCUCUGCUGCUGCUGCAUCCGACUCCGACCGGCUGUGGUCACCAUCUCUAUCGUGUACCUCUGCAUCACGGCCGCGACUACAUACCAGAAGUAUUCCGCCAACAAUACAGGAGACCAGGCAGCAAAGUACGUGAUCUUCAUCUCCGCCGGCCUCCAAGUCUUCAUCGCCCUCCUGGGCCUGGCCUCCGCCGCAACUAAAGCCGUCUUCAUCACAAAGACCUACACCUACCUCUGGUGGCUCCUCACCCUCGUCGUCCUCGCCCUCUCUAUUGGAAACGUCUAUCUCGUCGCCAGGAACGACCGUAUGCAGAUCGAGUACGAGUGCCUCAAGAGUCUAACCUCCUCUGACGGGACGGACGUGACAGCCUCGCAGAUUUAUAACUGUUACAGGACGGUGGUGGUGAUCUCUGCGGUGGUGUUGGGGGUACAGUUUAUUGUCAUGUGUUUGAUUGGGUGGGUCAACCAGCGGUUCUUGAGGGAGGUUCAGCAGGAUGCUGCGAUUAAGGCUGCGUUGAAGUCUGUUGAUGAACCUGAAGAGGUGGUCGCCUAG